CAACCACCACACUUUCAUUUGACGAGGUUGCUUUAGACUUGUCCAGCUACUCUUUCAUUUCAUCUUCUUUCUUGUUUUCUUCUUUUGGUCCCCUACUUUUCCCCUUUUCUUUUUCGAGAGUACCAAACUCCAUACUUUACCCCUCAAGAAAACGAACACUUUCUCCUUUGUCCUCGGCUCCUGUACAACCGAGAUGAGCCACCGACUCCUGAACAGCACAUAGGGUCGUGCAGGUAACAAUUAAGCACCUCCCAAAGGCAGUAAAUCCAACCGUAACAAGCAGCAGCAACAACAACAGCAGCAGCAGUAUGACGGCGGACGAGACGGAAGACGGGUGGCCUCCCGUGGUGGUACCCGACAGAAACUACGGAUUCCCGCGCGACGCCUUCGACCCUUCCCUCCUGCCUGGCGGCGACGUCGAUUUUCUCUCCAAGGAAGACCUCGAGGCCUUCAUCUCAGCACUGUCGGCCCCAGACCCGGCCCAGGCACACGACGAUGGAUCGACGCCGCGGCCGGGCAGCCCUGGGCGCACCUCCUUCGAUAUCACACGGCGGCAGUCGAGCGUGGCAGCACAUGCAGCUGCUGCUGCGGGAGAUGUCUCUGGCCAGGGUAUCAACGGCAGUGGAGGAGGAGCAGGAGGGCACCAGAGAGACAGCCUCUUCAUCACGGCACAAAACGACUGGGCGCCCGUGCACCAGAAGAUUGUUCGCCCAGGAACCAAGGGCGGCAGCAGCAAGGCCAAGAGGCGGCACAAGCGGGCGAAGGCGGUCCAGCCCGGGCGCAGGACCAAGGACGAGACCCGCGAGGGCUACCUGUACGGCCUGCUCAAGUACCCGUUCCUGCUGUUCGUGGGCUGCUGGCUCUGUGGUCUGUCUGCCGCCUACGUCCUGACUCGGUACUACAUCUGGUUUUACGAGUACUUCAUCAGCUGGCGCGGGCGGCGGGAGCAGCUGCGGCGCAACAUGCGAGCGACGGGCAACUAUAAGGACUGGCGUGCCGCGGCGAGGGAGUUGGACGAGUUUCUGGGCAACGCCGCCUGGAAGGAGACGAAUGAGUUUGCCUACUAUGACUGGAAGACGGUCAAGAGGGUGUGGGAUUCUAUGAAGAAGAGCAGGGAGAGGGCCGAGGCAGUUGAGAAGCGACUCGACGACGGCGAGAGUGUUGAGGUGGAGGAGCGGCAGGACGGGGAGAAGGCUGUGGAGGCGCUGCGGGCGCUGCUUACGGCGUGCGUAAAAAACAACUUUGUCGGGGUUGAGAACCCCAGGCUUUAUUCGCAGACCUAUUAUGGGACCAAGAACCUGGUACAGAAUCACGUUGAUGAAGCAGUUGAGAAGAGUCUCAAGUUUAUUCUCGAGACGAAGCAGAUGCAGCUGGAGGAGAAGCGCGACCUCUUCAAGAGCCUGUAUGCCAACUAUGGUCGAACGGCCCUCUGUCUCUCUGGCGGGGCCACAUUCGCCUAUUAUCACAUUGGCGUGGUCAAGGCCCUGCUCGAAGAAGACCUCCUCCCAGACGUGAUUACGGGCACCAGCGGUGGCGCCCUCGUCGCAGGCCUCGUCGCCACGCGCACAAACGACGAGCUGAAGCAACUCCUCGUGCCGGCCCUGGCCCACAAGAUCACGGCCUGCUCCGACCCCUUCUUCACCUGGUUCCGGCGGUGGUACAGCACUGGGGCGCGGUUCGAUAGCGUCGACUGGGCUAAGAAGUGUUCUUGGUUCACCCAUGGCUCCAUGACCUUUCGCGAGGCCUACGAGCGCACAGGUCGCAUCCUCAACGUGUCCUGCGUGCCAGCCGACCCACACAGCCCAACCAUGCUGUGCAACUACCUGACCAGCCCAGACUGCGUCGUGUGGUCGGCAGUGCUGGCCUCUGCAGCUGUCCCGGGCAUCCUGAACCCGGUCGUGCUCAUGAUGAAGCAGCGCGACGGGACGCUGGUCCCCUACUCGUUCGGGCACAAGUGGAAGGACGGCAGCCUGCGCACCGACAUCCCGCUCAAGGCGCUGAACCUGCACUUCAACGUCAACUUCACCAUCGUGUCGCAGGUCAACCCCCACAUCAACCUCUUCUUCUUCUCCUCGCGUGGCUCUGUGGGCCAGCCGGUCACGCACCGCAAGGGCCGUGGGUGGCGUGGCGGGUUCCUGGGCACGGCGGCCGAGCAGUACAUCAAGCUCGACCUCACCAAGUGGCUCAAGAUCCUCCGGCAGCUGGAGCUGCUCCCUCGGUUCGUGGGCCAGGACUGGAGCCAGAUCUGGCUGCAGCAGGGGUUCGGCGGCACCAUCACCAUCUGGCCCCGCAGCAUCCCCAUGGACUUUGUCCACAUCCUGACCGACCCCACGCCGCCUCGCCUGGCCCGCAUGAUCCACGAGGGCCAGCAGUCGGCGUUCCCCACGGUGAAAUUCAUCGCCAACCGCCUCAAGCUCGAGAGGAUUGUUGAGCGCGGGCGGCGGGAGACGAGA
Cryphonectria parasitica EP155 is the source of this 2453-nucleotide messenger RNA. RefSeq names its product patatin-like phospholipase domain-containing protein. Gene Ontology annotation, biological process: lipid metabolic process. The annotation marks the transcript as partial. NCBI's taxonomy places the organism in Eukaryota, Fungi, Ascomycota, Sordariomycetes, Diaporthales, Cryphonectriaceae. The transcript has 3 exons. The record is from RefSeq and is a predicted model, not a curated record. Gene Ontology annotation, molecular function: triacylglycerol lipase activity.